UCUGUUAAGUGCGAAUGAUUUCUCCAGUAUAAUUUGCCAUUCGUUCCUGGUAUAAAAAGACUUUUGCAGACAUGUUUUAAGUUCUUACUUUAAAUAUGGUCUAUCUCUUAGCAUCAAGUUUGAUUAUUCUACUUUGUCUUGCAUUUACAGAAUGCAGAUAUCUUCGUUCACAUCAUAUCGUGAAAGGAACCCAAGCUAAGAACUGUGAGUUCCCUCAUAUCGUAUUUGUACUCAUUAAAAAGAACGGGAAACGAUUCGCGUGCGGUGGUUCUCUCAUAGACUUUACGCAUGUCCUUACAGCUGCGCACUGUGUAGAUUCUAAUGUUGAAAGUGUGGAAGCUUUCUUCGGCAGCACCAACAAGUAUUUCAUGAGCCAUCGGAUCCUAGCAGAAGCCGUGGUGAGUCACAAAGACUAUGAAGAGAAAGAAAACAGUGUUGUUAAUGAUAUUGCUGUGAUCAAACUGAGCAAGGCAGUACCUGUAUCGGAUUGUCUUAGACCCAUCGAGAUGGCCACCUCUGAAGAUGAAUUCGUUGGAGAUUGUCAUAUCGCAGGAUGGGGCAAAUCUUCAGCUAACUCCAGUACAUCAGUAGUACUAAAUCGUGCUCAUGUUCCUAUUGUCCCACGGAAUACAUGCCUUGAACAUGCAGAAGAUAUCAAAAAUCAACAUAUUUGUGCAGGAGAGCUCGUAGACAACGGGAAGACAACUUGUGUAGGUGACUCGGGUGGCCCACUGAUCUGCACCCGCUCUUCAGAUAACACUUUGGUGUUAGUUGGCGUCGUGUCUUAUGGAUGGGAAUGUAUUGAAGGCCUCUCCGUCUUCGCUAGUGUGGCACAUUUCAGUCCUUGGAUCACUACUACUUUGGACGAAAUUUCAAAGCGGUCGAAUGACACACAAGCACAGACAUACUAACAUAAAUAUACAUACAUGAAUAAACACACACACAGACACAGACACACGCACACACACAUACACACACACACACUGAGGACGAGCCCUGUUGUAUUUGUGUCCUUUUGCUACAAUAGCGACAUCAGCUAUACUAUCAAUAAACAUUUGCGAACUUUUAA
Molecule: messenger RNA, 1069 nt
Organism: Octopus bimaculoides (California two-spot octopus)
Lineage: Eukaryota; Metazoa; Mollusca; Cephalopoda; Octopoda; Octopodidae
Product: chymotrypsin-1
Biological process (GO): proteolysis
Molecular function (GO): serine-type endopeptidase activity
Source: RefSeq, a predicted model, not a curated record